This is a messenger RNA of Dicentrarchus labrax (European seabass), 6276 nucleotides long. Its product is annotated as C-terminal binding protein 1. Gene Ontology annotation, molecular function: oxidoreductase activity, acting on the CH-OH group of donors, NAD or NADP as acceptor; NAD binding; transcription corepressor activity. The record is from RefSeq and is a predicted model, not a curated record. The transcript has 10 exons. NCBI's taxonomy places the organism in Eukaryota, Metazoa, Chordata, Actinopteri, Moronidae. The coding region runs from base 1109 to 2449 and encodes 446 amino acids.
CGCUUGUCUCUCUCCCACACACUCAGCAGCACGCUAGUUAACGGCUAGCUAACGUUAGCAACGCUGCUAAACGCCACAUAAAUGUAGCUGUGGACAUUUUCUUUUUUAUUCUAUUUUUUUUUUCCUUCCUUCUUGACACACUUGUCAUUUUGGUAGCAGAUAAAUAACACCAGCUGCGGCGUGUGUUCGCCAGGUAGCGGGAAUAACGGGAGUUUAUAUUAAAACGCCACUUUUAAGUUCUCAAAUGUUUGUGUUUGGGUUAGCUAGCCAACGUCGCCGUUGCUAGCUGCCGUUGCUAGUUAGCGUUAGCUCGGAUCGCGAUUCUGAAGUUUAAUGCAAGCUGAACCACUCGAGAAGGAAGACGCUAAUUGUGAUAGGUUUGUCAUCUACACAGAGUUAAACAACUUACGUAUCUGCACGGAGCAUAUACGCGUUGUACACCAUUCAGUGAACACAGUUAUUCUCGAUAGCCGAGGAAACGGGUGAGCUAGCGCCAGAAGCUAGUUAGCUACUUAACGGUAACUUGGUUGCUAACGAGGAGCUCCCGAACCAAUUGAUAGGUUCAUUAUGAAGUGAUCGAUAAAGUUAGCCGCUCGUACUGUCAACUAACGUGGACAUGCAGUGUUGGUGUUUUAACUGUUUUAUGUGUGCUUUGGGAGAGAGAGUCGCGUUGUUCUCGCAAUUUAAAGUAAAGUUGGACCCCCCCAAAAAAAGUUGUGAACCCUGAUCAAUAACUCUUUUAACAGGUUAAAUAUAGUGUAGGAGAAAAAGUGAUUGUGUGUUAUUAACCAGUCCUGAAGCAUGAAUUACCUUUAUGAAAACACAAGGGGGAUUCACAUAACACAAACAUUUUUUACUCACUGCUAAUCCUGCAGAAAUCUUUUCAACAAGCCACAGGCAGUGACACCAAGUGUGUGUGUGUGUGUGUGUGUGUGGCGUUAUUUAAAAUCUACAUACUUUUUCUUUUGUUUACAGUGUAAAGUAAGUUGUCAACCUGAGUGGGACAACAGACAUUUGUUCUCCAGGUGAAACUAAGUGGACAUCGUUAAAGGGGCUCCAUAGCACUUGGAUCUGUUCUUCCCUGUCCCAGGUUCAGACUGCUUGGUCUAUGGCUCUGAUGGACAAACACAAACAGGUCAAGCGGCAGAGACUUGACCGCAUUUGUGAGGGUAUCCGACCCCCUAUCCUGAAUGGGCCAAUGCACCCGCGGCCCCUAGUGGCCCUGCUGGACGGGCGUGACUGCACUGUGGAAAUGCCCAUCCUCAAAGAUGUGGCGACAGUGGCCUUCUGCGAUGCCCAGUCCACACAAGAGAUUCAUGAGAAGGUGCUAAACGAGGCAGUGGCUGCUCUACUCUACCACACCAUCACUCUGUCCAGAGAUGACUUGGAAAAGUUUAAAGGCCUUCGCGUAAUUGUUAGGAUUGGCUCCGGCUUUGACAACGUUGACAUCAAAGCAGCUGCUGAGCUAGGCAUUGCCGUCUGUAACGUGCCAGCAUCCUCUGUGGAGGAGACAGCCGACACUUCGCUAUGUCUGAUCCUCAACCUGUACAGGCGAGUCACCUGGAUGCACCAGGCCCUCAGGGAGGGAACUCGUGCCUCUAGUGUGGAGCAGAUUAGGGAAGUAGCUGGCGGUGCUGCUCGUAUCCGGGGCGAGACAUUGGGCAUUAUCGGUCUAGGGCGUGUUGGCCAAGCGGUGGCUCUGCGGGCUAAGGCCUUUGGUUUUGGUGUGAUCUUCUAUGACCCCUACCUGCCUGAUGGUGUGGAGCGCUCACUGGGCCUGCAGCGCAUGGCUACCCUGCAGGACCUGCUCAUCCACUCUGACUGUGUAUCCCUGCACUGCAGCCUCAACGAGCACAACCACCACCUCAUUAAUGACUUCACCAUCAAACAGAUGCGUCAGGGAGCCUUCCUGGUGAACACAUCAAGAGGCGGCCUGGUUGAUGAGAAAGCAUUGGCUCAGGCCCUGAAAGAGGGCCGGAUACGAGGAGCUGCCCUGGACGUCCACGAGACAGAACCUUUCAGUUUUUCAACAGGCCCUCUGAAGGAUGCCCCCAACCUGAUCUGUACCCCGCACACAUCCUGGUACAGUGAGCAGGCAUCUGUGGAGGCUCGCGAAGAAGCAGCCAGGGAGGUUCGCCGCGCCAUCACCGGACGUAUCCCUGACAGUCUGAAGAACUGCGUUAACAAGGAGUAUCUGAUGGCAGCCUCCCAAUGGCCCAGCAUGGAGGCAGCCACUGUUCACCCAGAACUUAAUGGAGCCACUUACAGAUUUCCUCCAGGUCUGAUCAAUGUUGCAACUGGGGGUCUCCCUGGAGCUGGCACAGGGGUUGAAAGCCUGGUUUCAGGAACCCUGGCGCACGGCAUCGCUCCCGUCUCCCACCCCCCUCACGCCCCCUCCCCGGGGCAACCUAAGGCCGAAGCCGACAGAGACAUCCCCUCCGACCAAUAGCCCCCCCUGCCGUUGCCAGCACAUUCCAUCACCUCUGGAAAGCAACCCCCACCUCCCGGCAUCAGACACAGCCCGACCCUCCAGUACAUUGGCAGCGCCAGUUUGACCUGAUGUGGAUCUACACAGUCUUGUUCCACAGAUCACAUAACCAGCCCAGGAGUGACUUAUCCACAGCUAGCCCCAUCCCAUCCACACCCCACGAACACAAAUCCCUCCAUCUUCGUCCUCAUCUCACCUACUCACCCGCCAUCCCCCUCCCCUCCCACCCUUCACUCCCCCACAACGUCAGCAAUAACUGUUCUCAAGGAUUCAAUGAUUGGAUUGGUUUAUAUCCUUAGUUGGCUGUUGUUUUAAUGGAACAUUGAUCUGUUGUGGUUCUAGGUGUUAAUGUUUGUUUGUAAAAAAAAAAAAAAAAAAAUGGAAAAAAAAUAGCAUUUCUGACAUGAGGCUUUACAGUCUGCUGCCUCUUGCAGUCCUCCUGACCUGACUCUGACCAGUAGAGGCACAGAGGCAGAAAGGUUGAAGCCCCCCUUUGUACAUUAAUGGCUUAUGUUACUGCUCUCUUCUUCAUUUCUUUUCUUUCUGCCCCCUUCACCAUUUCUUGUGAUGGGGGAAAAUGUGUACUAAAGUAAACCAGACAGAAUCACAAACCGUACAUCCUGUCCCUCCACACCAGGCAUCUAGCUACCCCAUAGCCCAGUUAGGCCCUUGCUUCUCCCUGGCACUGCUGUCAGUUUGCUCAGCAGAGGGAUCCAUAAUGCUGUCAGCGUGUAGCUCUCUCAGACUGUCAAAGUAUGUUUUAUCCACUCAGCUCAUACAUAGUUUUUUAGGACAUUCAUCCCUGUAUUUACACAUGCUUUGUCCCUCAUGGAUUUGUCAUGAGAUAAUAGCUUUGAGCGUCAUAUCAGAGAGCAACCCAGGUAUGAAUUUCUCUACUCACGCCAGCCGCUGGAGUGCUGUGUGUGAGGUCUUUUACACACCGUGCCCACACAGAAAACCACACAGAAAACAAACACAGCAAACUUUUUCUUGCUGGGAAAAAUAGCACGCCAGCAGCCUCGCCAGCAGAGGGCACUGUCCGACUGCUCCGAGCCGAGAGAGAGAGAGAGGGAGAGAGUUGCAUACAGCUCACUUCAGUCAAACAGACGGACAGUUACAGGUUAGCUGUAGUGAUGAAGAACAUGACCACACACUGCCGACAUUCAGAACACAGGAUUGGUGACCAGGGAUCGACUACCGCCUUAUUGUUUAAGAUAAGAUCUCACUGCACCACCACCACCACCACCACCCUGCACCCACCCACCCUCCCUCCACUCCUCUCCCACUAUCAUGGCCCACCCUACACAUCUGCUCAUGAACCAGUAUGCAUCCACCAAUUCCUUUAAGCGUGAAGGGACAGUAGAGAUUAGUUUCCCUGUAGAAGCAAGGGGACAGUGUUCUUGCAUGCUGGCUUUGUUAAUGACAGUGGUGUGCUGCGUGCGUGUGUGCAUGCAUGCGUGUGUGUUGGUUUGUGUGUGUGUGUGUGUGUGGGGGGGUGUGUGUGUGUGUGUUUGUAAGAUCGCUCACCCUGUUAUGAUAACAAGCUAUUGUCUUUCCAAAGGAAUAGUCCCUAGGAGUAACUCUUUAACGCUGUUGCCCUGGUGUCAAGGGAACACCUUUCUAGUACCUCAGUAACAGAUAUUGAAUGUACUGUGCAUACCCUUUUAUUUUUUGUACAGAUUUUCUAGAUACUUCUUUACUAUUCUUUACCAGAAGGGUUGUGAAAUUGUAGCAGUAAUGAUACAAUAAAAAAAACCAUUGCCCCAUGAAAUAAAUUGACAAAAUCUUUUUAGGUUCGCUAUCGGUCACUGAAUACUCAGGCUUCAAAACCAAUGCGUAUCUCUUUGCCUUUUACCUUUUUAUUUCCUCAUUGUGGAAAAUUCAGCACAACGCUUUUCCAUUCUUAGACUUCAGACUGUAGUUGAUGUGUUUCGACCUCCAUCUUACUGGCUAAUGAAAAAUAAGGAAAAACUAAAGUCGGUCGCCGUGGUCUGCUAGUUUUCUUUUACUAGAACAGUAGUAGUAGAUGCUGUUUUUUUUGUUUUGUUUUUUACCGCCCCUUCAUUGUCAGGCUGCUCUAUCUAUAGUGCAUGUGAGGUAAUGUUUUAGGGGAAAUACUAUUGGCUUAAAGAAUUUGUGUCAUCUUGCUGUUUCCCUCUGCUCCCCCAGCCUCCCUCCCCCCUCCCCCCCGCUCCUCAGAGUGUUUUCAACCCGAGUUGCCAUUUUUGUCGUGGUCAGUUUUCCAGUGAUGUACAGUUUUCCCCUCAGAGUCUAUGAGAGACACGGAGCAUGUCUGUGUCCUGAGAUGCUAGGCUCCUCUGUCAUGUGAUGAGUAUAUAUUUUUAAAAAUAACCCCCAUAGUUCGGAUUAUGAGCAUAAUAGUAAUCUUAAAUUUUUGCUGUUGAUGAUGAUUAUAUAUAUUUUUUUCAGUUCAGCAGUGCACUGUUAUGAAAACCAUUCUGUUUUAUUGUAGGAUUUCAUUUUUAUGGAUAUGCUGUCUGUGUUCUACAUGUUGUACUGAAACAUUUCAGAGAAAACAAGAGAUCCCUCUCCUGGUGAUUUUUUAUUUUUAUUUUUUAUUAUUAUUUUGUCGUCCCCCUCCCCCCGCCCGCCGUCUUAUCCCAACUGUCCUUUCCAGCUAUUAUCCUCUGGGCCUUACUUAUUCUCUCCCUGUAAAAGUAGCUGUUAUAGAAAGUCGCCAUGGAACCACUCACUGCCUUAAUACAGUUGACCACAGCAGGUGAAGUCAGACACACCCAGUUGAAAAGAACCGGCCACAAUCAAGGCCGCUUCUCACACCUAAAGUCUGCAGCACCUUGCGUUUCUUUUUUCAGCGAUGAACCACAUUUAGCCUCGUUUAGACAGUUUGUUUUUAACAUGAACACGUAAAAUCCAGUGUGAAUUCUUACUCUGCAUUAGUAAGUAAGGUUGUCUUUUUGUUUUUCUUAAUUUUUAUUUUUAUUAUUUUUUUUAAAGUUCAAGUCAGCCCGGCAGUGUGUAUGUGCCUAGGCUAACAGAUAAGCACAGUGUGUAUGCUCACAAAGCCACAGCUGAUAUUUCACUCUUGGGUGUGAGAAUGCCCUCACCCACCCUUUCACCACCAACACCACACUGGGGCUCUAACAGCGUCUUUCAUGGUGCUGCCGGAGCCCCAGUGGGGCUGGGAGGGGGAGGGCAUAGCGGACACUGGUGUGGUCUGUCAAAAAAAAAAAAAAAAAAAAGCAGAAUAUUAAGAAUCGGUCACUUUUUCUCUCUCAGGGUUCAAAUGCACACAUAUCCUCCAGCAGUCGCCCUCUGUCUCGUGUCCCUCGUCCCAAGUUUUUCCGCCCUCAGAAUAUAGAACAGCCUCCUGCGUUUUUAGAAACAACUUUCCCCUCGUCUCCCCCUUUCCUCCCCUUUUGUGCACAGGUCUGAACUUUUUUUUGUUUUGCUUUGUUUUGGCACUGACAUCUAACCAUCUAACAAGGAAUGAAUGAAUGUUUGAAAGUGACUGUGUGUAAUGUUAAAAUUGGGAAAUGUAUUUUUACAACAUGUGAACGUGUUUUUUUUUUUUUUUUUUUUUUUUUUUUCACUCACUCUCAUUGUGAAUUGAUUUUUUGUUUUUUGUUUUUUUCUUUCACCAGACUGCAAAAACAAACAAAAAAAACAAACAAAAAAAAUCUCCUGUAACUAGGCUCUUAAGCUUUAUUUUUGUUUUGUUUACUUUUUUAUUAGAAACAAUCAUGUUUGUGAUGGUAACUUCCGAUGGUAAACUCCACACCGUAUUUUAAUAAAAUCUUAAAAAUUAA